Daucus carota subsp. sativus is the source of this 1530-nucleotide messenger RNA. RefSeq names its product protein FATTY ACID EXPORT 3, chloroplastic. Gene Ontology annotation, biological process: fatty acid transport. Gene Ontology annotation, cellular component: chloroplast inner membrane. Lineage: Eukaryota; Viridiplantae; Streptophyta; Magnoliopsida; Apiales; Apiaceae. Gene Ontology annotation, molecular function: fatty acid transmembrane transporter activity. The record is from RefSeq and is a predicted model, not a curated record. The transcript has 7 exons. The coding region runs from base 330 to 1289 and encodes 319 amino acids.
AUCCGAGACAGCAUUAGAUUGUACGGAUGGAUCCAAGACUGAAACACAAGAAAGAAUAUAGAGGCCCGAAUCCGGUGGUGUUACACGUGGGAGGGGAAGAAGUAGAGUAGAGGUGAGAAAAGCAAGAAGAGGGGAGACGAAUAAAAAGCAAAGUAGCUCAUUCUAGUCUUGUACACUAAAACAACUCUCAACUCUUUAAUCGACUUGCUGUUUGUCUUGUGAAGAAAACUCAAACAAACAAGACUUGUACUGUGUAUCUAUCUACACACACACACACACUAUACACUAUACUUACAUCGUCAUCUGCAUUGGUAACAUCGCCAGGAAAGAUGAGUUGCUAUUCGGCCUUGACAAUUGCAAACCCUACCAGGCUGCUGCUGCUUACAUCUUCUCCCUCUGCUGCUCUUCGAUUUCAUUCCUCGCCGCCAACUCACCAUCCUUCUUGCUUGCCACAACGGCGUCGUAUUGGUAUUGCCCUCACUUGUUCUCCACUGCUCCUGCAUCAUCAUCCCAAUCGCUUUGCUUUCUCCUUGGCCGCUUCCAAACAGGAUUCGAAGCCUUUAGAAACUCAAGGCCCGGAGGAAGACCAUAAUACCCCAAUAGAGGGUGAUGACUCUGAGGAAUAUUGGAAUCAGAUGUUAGCUUCUUUUAAGGAACAAGCCUUAAAGAUGCAGAGUGUGUCACAAGAAGCAUAUGAGGAAUAUUCAAAGAGAGCAAAUGUUAUCUUAAAGGAAACUUCUAAGCAAUUAAAGAUUCAAGCAGAAAAAGCAAAAAAAGAUCUCACUGUGAUUGCUGAGGAAGUCAGUAAAGAGGGCAAACAAUAUCUGUCCAAAGCUGCAGAUGAAUCCCCUGAACCAGUAAAAGAUAUUGUUCAAACUUUUGCCGCUUCGAGUGAUGAAUUGAAUGAAGUUUCUCAAGUUUGUGAUUUUUAUAUUGGGAUACCAUAUGGCGCUCUCCUUUCAUUUGGUGGCUUUCUCUCAUUCAUGAUAACUGGAAGUAUUUCUGCCAUCAGGUUUGGAGUUAUACUUGGUGGCGCUCUCUUAGCCUUGAGUAUAUCAAGUCUUAGAUCAUGGAAAAGAGGAGAAUCGUCUUUAAUGGCCUUAAGGGGGCAGACAGCAAUUGCAAGCAUAUUGUUCCUGAGGGACAUUCGCGGUUUGUUUGUGAGAUCAUCUUUUGCUGGUCUUCUAACAGCCCUGGUUAGUGGUGCUAUAGUAGGCUUUUAUAUCUAUAGGAUCAUGUUGGGGCGUGAUGGUAAAGGAUCAAAUCUGGAACCUGGAAAUGAAAGUUAAAUGGCAGUGUAAGGUGAAGAGAUUAUUUGUGAAAUAGCUUUGAGAAAAAUUUGGGAGUUCAAACCAGUAACAAAGAUACAGGUAUUGCUGAUAUAGAAUAGAAUCGUAAUUAUGGAAUUUUUAGAAUAGUCUUGUCCACUAUUUGUUCAAACAAUUGAAUAAUAAUGAAGUUUCAAAGAAUAAUAUUUAAUUAUUGUGUAGAUUGUCUGAUGAUUAUGGCAUGAGAAAUCCUUUUUUUUUA